AUGGUGGCGGCAAUUGCUUUGCACGGGAUCUUGAGUCUUGCCGGGAAGAUCUUAUCCACGUUGCCUGAUCAGAGCAUUGUGUCGUGGAACGCGAUGAUCCCUGGUUGCGCACAGAAUGGCCAUGAGCGAAAAGCCGCUGAGUUUUUUGGCAGCAUGGAGCUUCCCACCGCGAUGGCAGAUGUGCUGGGACGAGCCGGGCUGGUUGCCGAGGCCGAAGGUCUGCUGCUGGUGAUGCCCUUCCAGCCGCAUUUCCUCGCGUGGAAGAGCUUGAUCAGCGCUUGCAAAGUUCAUGGUAGCGGCAAGAACAUCGAUGCGGCAGCUCGUGCCGCAGAGAAACUCUUGGAGAUGGAAUUGGCGCUCUACGUGCUCAUGUCGAAUCCGCAAAAGCAGGAUUCAAGGUUGCCUUCCAACGUUCAAAUGCCACAAAGGGAUAUUUCUGCAUGGAUGAUUUUUAUAACAGCUUGUGAAAACCGUGGAAACUUGGAGGAAUGCCGAUCAUUGUUUGAUCAGGUUCCAGAAUGGGAUGUAAAUUUCUGGAACUCUCUACUUACAGUAUAUACCCACAACGGGCAUAUGGAUCAAGCAAGGCAGAUCUUUGAUGGAAUGGUAGAACACAACAUAGUUUCUUGGGCUGUUAUGGUUACUGCGUAUGCAAGAAAAGAAGAACGUUGCAUCGCGGUCGACAAUAUAACAGCACUGGCCGAGAGAUACCAGCUCGAAGAAGCUCGCAUUCACCUCCCCGACGACGUGGUGUGGACUGACAUGAUCUUGGCCUACUCCAACCACGGCCACCUCGAAGAAGCCAUGAAGAUGUUUGCACGGAUGCCACAGCGCGAUCUCGUCGCUUAG
Selaginella moellendorffii is the source of this 849-nucleotide messenger RNA. Its product is annotated as pentatricopeptide repeat-containing protein At2g35030, mitochondrial-like. The coding region runs from base 1 to 849 and encodes 282 amino acids. The record is from RefSeq and is a predicted model, not a curated record. Gene Ontology annotation, biological process: RNA modification. Gene Ontology annotation, molecular function: RNA binding; protein binding. The transcript is spliced from 5 exons. NCBI's taxonomy places the organism in Eukaryota, Viridiplantae, Streptophyta, Lycopodiopsida, Selaginellales, Selaginellaceae.